AUGGAUAAGGAAUCUCUCCUCAAGUCGCUCGCGGGCACUUUAGAUGCUAAUUAUCAAAUUAGAAAGCAAAGCGAGGAGCAGUUGAGGUAUUUCGAGGAAAUGCCGGGAUUCACGGCGUAUCUUCUUAGCCUCAUCACUGACACCAGCAUCAACUUAGGAGUCCAAACCUCGGCGGCUAUUUUUUUCAAAAACAGAAUCAACAAUUAUUGGAUUGUACCGGAGCUCAAAACUGCCACGUCAAGACACAUUCAGGAUGCCGAAAAGGCAACGAUUAAGGCCGAAUUGAUCGAGGUAUUGAGUCAGACUUACAAAAAUACGCAGUUGAGAGUACAAUUGUCUACCGCAAUCAGCCACAUUUUGAAUGCCGAGAAAUGGGAUGAACUUGUGUCAGUUACAAGCAGGUUGUUGAACAAUACCACCAACAUCGACCAUGUCUUUACUGGCUUGAUCUGCUUAUUCGAGUACACCAAGAACUAUCGCUACGCGGGAUUAGACUCACCAAACUUCAGAAACAUAAUUUUGGAUGAGGUGACUGAAACCAUGUUCCCCACCUUGGAAACUUUAACCUGUUCAUUAUUGAACGAGGACUCCGUGACUGCAGACGAGAUGUUGUAUUUGAUCAUGAAGAUAUUCAAGUUUGCUACAUACUCAAACUUCCCUCCCUACUUAGAAGAACAAUCAAAUUUGGGCAAAUGGUGUCAAUACCACCUCAUGCUCAUCACGAAACCUUUACCUGCCACUGUUGUUCGGGCCGAUGCUGAAUCCAGGGUAUCAUGCCCUCGAGUUAAAGCCGUAAAGUGGUGUUUUGGUAAUAUGCAUAGACUUAUAUCACGCCACGGCGGAGGUAUCAACACAAAGGACAAAAAGACAGCUUUUGUUAGUUACUUCUUGUCACACUUUGUACCAGAAAUUUUGAACGCUUAUUGGGCUAUAAUUGAGAAAUGGACCACAAAAGAAUUGUGGUUAUCUGAAGCCUCUUUAUACCAUUUAAUUGCGUUCUUGGAACAGGUCAUAGAGACUCCUGCUUACGGCUUGUUGGAAGACAAACUAGAGGCAGUAGUGGCCCAUGUUCUCAUGCCCAUGUUGAACGCUUCACAAGAAACAAUUCAGUUGUAUGAGGAUGAACCAGAGGAGUACAUCAGAAGGUUUUACGACGUGAGCCGGGAAAACACUACGGCCGAUACUGCUGCGGUAAACUUCUUGUUCAGAUUGUCUUCGACAAAGUUUUCGUCUUGCGGUACCUUGUUGCUCACGUUGAUCAACAAUAUUUUCCAAAAAAGAGCAUCUGAACGCGAAAAUCUAGAAAUUGCCAUGCAGACUGAGGGUGCACUUCGUGUAUUGGCCACGAUCUCAUACAGAUUGGACAAGAAAAGUAGCCCCGUUCAAGGCCAACUUGAUCAGCUCAUCCACUCGGUGAUAUAUCCAGAGCUUUCACAAGAGACUAUCGAUAAGAUGCCAUGGCUCACAGCUAGAGCGUGUGACACAAUAGCCAUAUUCGUUCAUAAAUUCAGCGAUCAAGCUGUGUUGCAAGACAUUUUCCACGGUGUUGUCGCAUGCUUUCAACACCAAGAACAGUUUCCAAUCCAAUUGACUGCGAUUGAUGCUUUAAGAACUCUAGUCGAAGAAGAAUAUGUGGCUGAAAGAAUCGCACAACAAGCCCCUCAAUUGAUGGGAACGUUGCUCGAUUUAUCUAAGAACUUUGAAAGCGAUACAUUAACUUCGGUAAUGGACGUUUUUGUUUCAAAGUUUGCAGCAAAUUUGGAACCUUAUGCCAAUGAGUUGUCAUACCGAUUAGUUGAACAAUUCCUCAAAUUAGCGCAGGAAAUUUUGGAGCAAAUGUCGAAUGCGCAGGAAAUUUUGGAGCAAAUGUCGAAUGGUGGGAAUUCAGAUAUCGACAAAGAGUAUCAAGCCGCCGGUAUUUUGAACACUUUAACUUCAUUGGUUGUUUCCAUGAGCUCUUCCCCCGAAGUCUCUGCGAAUUUGGAGUUGGUCAUCAAAGAUGUGGUGAAGCUUAUUUUGGAGAAUUCCAUGCUCAUGUUUUUGACUGAAGGAUUGGAAAUGGCCGAAUCCAUCUUGUACAGCACUAACACAAUGAGCCCUUCAAUGUGGGAAAUUUAUCAAGAUUGCAUCGAUGCUUUCGACACAUAUGCAUUUGAAUACUUUGAUACUUUCCAACCAUUCUUUGAGUCUGUGGUGAGGUCGUCUUUUGUUAGCGAGGAAGUCACAAUCGAAAAUCCACAUGUACAGAGCUUGUUCAAAGUUUGUUUUCAAGUAUUGCAAGGGGACGUUGAUCCUGUAUUCGCUCACUAUGCGUUCGAGUUGAUGGAAUUUACCGAAGUCUUCACCGUAUUCACAACUUUAGAAUCAGAAGAUGCAUUUGAUGGUCACAUGUUACACCAUUUGUCCAUUCUCAAAAUCUUUUUCGCAUGCUUAUUUGUCGAACCAGCUUACACGUUACAAUUCUUGAAUGAGAAGCAAUUCACGAGCACGUUUUUCAAAUUGUGGAUCAAGUAUGGUGACGAGUUUCAGAGUGUUUAUGGUUGCAAGCUUCAAAUUUUGGCAGCAUUGUCCAUCGUCAUUGAUGCUCCUAUGAAUGUUCUCCCGGGUGAGGAUCUAGUAGGGGAGACUGCUGACUUGGUCAUUUCUAAUUUAGAACACUUGCCUCAUGCAAUCCGGGCCAAACAAGAACUCAUUGACAGAGAGAGCGGCGUUAAGGUUAGUGCGAAGGACUACCAAAAUGAAGAGGAUGGAGACGAUGACGACUUCUACGAGGAUGACUUGGAAGCGGAUGAGGCCGAGUUGGAGGCUUUAAAGGCAACACCAAUUGAUCUGAUCAACGUAUACCAAGUUUUUGCUGAAAAGGCAACUGCUGUGCAGCAAGCCGAUCCAUCUCGCCACCAAUUGAUAUUCGGGAACUUAGACGACUCACAGAAGGAAGUCGCGCUCAGGAUCAUUCAGAUAAACCAACAACAGAAGAAUGCAGCAGGUCAAGGCAUUUGA
This is a messenger RNA of Metschnikowia bicuspidata var. bicuspidata NRRL YB-4993, 3000 nucleotides long. RefSeq lists its product as uncharacterized. Gene Ontology annotation, cellular component: cytosol; nuclear envelope. The record is from RefSeq and is a predicted model, not a curated record. NCBI's taxonomy places the organism in Eukaryota, Fungi, Ascomycota, Pichiomycetes, Serinales, Metschnikowiaceae. The transcript is spliced from 2 exons. Gene Ontology annotation, biological process: protein import into nucleus. Gene Ontology annotation, molecular function: small GTPase binding. Bases 1 to 3000 code for a protein of 999 amino acids.